GAAACGCUGCGAUCAGAGUGGAAAACACCCACAGGAGUCUGUGGAGGUCAUCCCAGGAUCAUCAGACAGUCAACAGUUCUGGUGACAUUCCUGCCGUAAACAUGGCGUCCCGGCUGAAGCAGCCCGAGGGGCGGAGCCUGUCCUCCCUGUUUUCCUGCUGCUUCAAUGGAAGUGACCCACCGGAUAUUACCUACGUCCACAACAACGCCAACACUAUGGCUGUCCUGGAGUCCACCCUGCCCAUGCCCCCCCCUCAGGAGCUGGACUCCAUGUUCGAGGAGCUGGUGGAUGAGCUGGACCUGACGGAGGAGCACAAAGCUGCCAUGUUUGCUCUGCCAGCGGAGAAGAAAUGGCAGAUCUACUGUAGUAAGAAGAUGGAAGCAGAGGAGAAUAAAGGAGCGACCCGGUGGCCGGAGUAUUAUAUCGACCAGCUCCGGACCAUGGCUGCUAGGAGGACUCUGCUGGCCCUCGCAGACGAAGACGAGCAGGGAAGACAUAAGAUCGUGGAGGGUUUGAAGACAGCCCUGAGGACUCAGCCGAUGAGGUUUGUGACGCGGUUCAUCGAGCUGGACGGCCUCUCUUGCAUCCUGAAUUUCCUGAAGACGAUGGACUACGAGACCACCGAGUCUCAGGUCCACACGACGCUGAUCGGCUGCAUCAAAGCUCUGAUGAACAACUCUCAGGGCAGAGCUCACGUGCUGGGUCACUGUGAGAGCAUCAACAUCAUCGCUCAGAGUCUCGCCACGGAGAACAUCAAAACGAAGAUUGCCGUGCUGGAGAUCCUCGGGGCCGUAUGUUUGGUUCCUGGAGGUCACAAGAAAGUCCUGGAAGCCAUGCUGCACUACCAGACGUUUGCUGCAGAGAGGACUCGCUUUCAGACUCUGGUGACAGACCUGGACAGAUCCACCGGGCGAUACAGAGAAGAAGUGAAUCUGAAGACGGCCAUCAUGUCCUUCAUCAACGCCGUGCUCAGCAAAGGAGCAGGAGAGACCAGUCUGGAGUUCAGGCUCCAUCUGCGUUACGAGUUUCUGAUGCUGGGCAUCCAGCCGGUCAUCGAUAAACUGCACUCUCAUGAAAACGCCACUCUUGACAGACACCUGGACUUCUUUGAGAUGUUGAGGAGUGAAGACGAGCUCCUGAUGUCCAAACAGUUUGAUGCUGUCCACAUAGAAACUAAGAGUGCGAGUCAGAUGUUCGAGCUGAUCAAGAGGAACCUGAAGCACACGGCGGCGUACCCUCACCUCCUGUCGGCUCUGCAGCACUGCCUCAUGAUGCCCUAUAAGCAGAGCAGCACCACUCUUCAGUACUGGGUUCUGUUGGACCGGAUCAUCCAGCAGCUGGUUCUGCAGACGGAUAAAGGUGAAAACCCCGACGUGGCCCCGCUGGAGGACUUCAAUGUGAAGAACAUUGUGCGCAUGCUGGUGAAGGAGGACGAGGUGAAGAAAUGGAAAGAAGACGCUGAUAAGAUGAGGAAAGAGCAUCACAACUUAAAGCAGCGUUUUGAAAAGAAAGAGAGGGAGUGUGAGGCGAAGAACAAGGAGAAAGACGACAUGAUGGCCAUGCUGAACAAGAUGAAGGACAAACUGGAGCGAGAGAGCAACGACCACAAGACUGCAAAGCAACAAGUGUCGGAGCUGUCGGCGCGUCUGCAGCAGCUCAGCGCCAGCUCAGGUGUUCCAGGCGGACCUCCUGUGCCUUCAGGUGGUGUACUUCCUCCUGGUUCCAUCUCAUCCAUGGUGUCUCCUCCACCUCCACCGCCUCCUCCUCCUCCGCCUCCUCCUCCAGGAGGCCCACCAGCCUUCGGCAUGGCCCCGCCUCCUCCUCCUCCUCCACCUGGGGGUCCUCUCGGAAACGCACAGAGGAAGAAUAUUCCUCGACCGUCGAACCCUCUGAAAUCCUUCAACUGGAACAAACUGCCUGAGAAUAAGGUGGAAGGAACCAUCUGGAAAAACAUCGACGACCUGAGGGUGUUCAAAGUUCUGGAUCUGGAGGAGUUUCAGAGCAUUUUCUCAGCGUAUCAGAAACCUCAGAAAGACACAGAGGACGAUCACUCUGUCACAAAGAAAGUGAAGGAGCUGUCAGUGAUCGAUGGACGCCGAGCGCAGAACUGUAACAUCCUGCUGUCACGGCUGAAGCUGAGCAACGAUGAGAUCCGUCGUGCCAUCAUGACCAUGGACGACCAGGAGGACUUACCCAAAGACAUGCUGGAGCAGCUGCUGAAGUUUGUUCCUGAGAAGAGCGACAUCGAGAUGCUAGCAGAACACAAACACGAGCUGGAUCGUAUGGCCAAGGCAGAUCGUUUCCUCUACGAUAUGAGCGGCAUCAACCACUACCAGCAGAGACUGCAGUCCCUCUACUUCAAGAAGAAGUUUGCUGAACGUGUGGCCGAUGUCAAACCCAAAAUCAAAGCUCUGAAUCAGGCGUCUCAAGAAGUGCUCCAAAGCCAGAGUCUGUGUCAGCUCCUCGAGGUCGUCCUGGCCUUCGGGAACUUCAUGAACAAAGGACAGCGAGGAAACGCUUACGGGUUCAAAGUGUCCAGUCUCAAUAAGAUCGCUGACACCAAGUCCAGCACUGACAAACACGUCACUCUGCUGCACUACAUGAUCACGGUGCUGGAGAAGAAGUAUCCGAAGGUGGUGUCAUUUAACGAGGAGCUGCAGCAUGUGCCGAUAGCUUCGAAAGUCAAUAUGACGGAGCUGGAGAAGGACAUCGGAAACCUGCGGUCCGGUCUGAAGAGUGUUGAGUCGGAGCUGAAGUACCAGCAGGCUCAGUCCUCCACCGGUUCGUCAGACAAGUUUGUCCCUCUGGUCAGCCAGUUCAUCACUGUGGCCUCCUUCAGCUUCUCAGAGGUAGAGGAGUCACUCAGCGAGGCCAAAGAGGUGUUUGAGAAAGCACUGAGGCACUUUGGAGAAGUUUCCAACAUGCAGCCGGACGAGUUCUUUGGAACCUUCGACACGUUCCUCGCAGCGUUCUCAGAGGCCAAACAGGACAACGAGAACAUGGCCCGGCGCAAGGAGGAGGAGGAGAGACGGGCGCACAUGGACGCACAGCUGAAGAAAGAUCGGGAGCUGAAGGCGAGGAAAGCUCGAGCGAAUGAAGAGGAGAGCGGGGAGUUCGAUGACCUGGUGUCGGCUCUGCGCUCUGGAGAGGUGUUCGAGAAAGACCUGACCACGAUGAACCGCAGGAAACCGAGGAAACACAACUUGUAUGACAACAGCCGGGAGAGACCGGUAACGAAACUGGACCAGUAACAGGACUCUGAUGAGCCGCGCUGAGACUGUUAAAGCACUGCUGUCAUACAUGGAUACCUCACAGAGACGGCGCUAAGGACGGAGGUCACAUAAGAUGCUUUUCAACCACAGGAACCAGGGUCCAAGUUAAGUACCAGGGUAGUUAAUCUAACCCUGAAAGGUUCCUGCUCGGGGGGUAGUACUUUCCAAAGGUCAAUGAACUUUGCAAUGCGGAAUGUUUCUGAUUGGUAGAGUACCCUCAGUGUUUUUAUUUCCCCCUCCGUCCACAAUAACAAAAACUACAGUC
Molecule: messenger RNA, 3537 nt
Organism: Notolabrus celidotus (New Zealand spotty)
Lineage: Eukaryota; Metazoa; Chordata; Actinopteri; Labriformes; Labridae
Product: disheveled-associated activator of morphogenesis 1-like
Exons: 26
Coding region: 102-3251 (1049 amino acids)
Biological process (GO): actin cytoskeleton organization
Cellular component (GO): stress fiber
Molecular function (GO): small GTPase binding; actin binding
Source: RefSeq, a predicted model, not a curated record